Coprinopsis cinerea okayama7#130 is the source of this 192-nucleotide messenger RNA. RefSeq lists its product as hypothetical. The transcript has 3 exons. The record is from RefSeq and is a predicted model, not a curated record. NCBI's taxonomy places the organism in Eukaryota, Fungi, Basidiomycota, Agaricomycetes, Agaricales, Psathyrellaceae. Bases 1 to 192 code for a protein of 63 amino acids.
AUGCCCGACCUCCGACGCGUAGGCGGUAAAGAGACGAAGUACAGCGCACCACCGGUACCUAGAUUGACACCGACACGACAUCGACACAACGACUAUCUUGACCUGACGAACCCUCCAACGUCGCACGAUUCCACCUCACGACCCUUCACGCCAAUCCCGCACGAGCGACAAAAUCGCACAGCAUAUAGAUAA